Messenger RNA from Setaria italica (foxtail millet), 715 nucleotides. RefSeq names its product TPD1 protein homolog 1A. Gene Ontology annotation, biological process: cell fate determination. NCBI's taxonomy places the organism in Eukaryota, Viridiplantae, Streptophyta, Magnoliopsida, Poales, Poaceae. The transcript has 2 exons. Bases 56 to 427 code for a protein of 123 amino acids. The record is from RefSeq and is a predicted model, not a curated record.
UAAGAUUCGUGUUCGAAAGGAUUGAAGCGAGGUCUGCUGCAAGCCCACGAUCGACAUGGCGUGGCCCAUCAAUCUUACUGCUGCAAUCUUUCUGCUACUCCUGGUUGCCCAAGUGGAAAGCCAGGGGUGUACGCCGUCGAGCAUCAGCGUCCAGCAAACCAACACCGGUAAGACGGUUGGUGGGAUCGACACGGUGUUUCAGGUGACGGUGACCAACCGGUGCCGGUGCGCAGUGAAGAACGUCUACCUCCGGUCCAACGGCUUCUCAAGCUCCACCCCUGUCGACCCGAAGCUCUUCCGGCGGGCCGGGUCCGGUUACCUCCUCGGCGACGGCCGGCAGAUCCCGAGCUCCAAGUCUGUCACCUUCCAGUAUGCUUGGGACCAUUACUUCAAGAUGGCGCCAGCAAGCGUGCAGGCCCAGUGCUAGGCUUUAUGUGGCUUCUAAAAUAAUUAAUAAGGGCCUAUUUGGAUCAAAUAAAUAUUUAGAGCAAGUGCUCGCAAUCUGCCCAUAUAUAGCUUCAGCUCCAAAACUUUCUAACUAGGUUGUUAAAGAUGACCUUGGAGCUGGAGCUUUGGUAAACAUGCUGUACAAGUUGCCUGCAACUGCAAAAGCCAAAUAAUGAGAUACAUUCGGCAGGUGAAUGAAGAUGUAAUUCAUUAGCGCAGUUUCAAGUUGUAUAAUUUCAAGUCAUGUAUUUUUAUUCUCAAGAGCAAA